UGAGUCAAGGGUCAAGCUUCCCCGUAAGGAGGAAGCUCCGCGGUGCAGUUACAGCCUCAGGAACCCCCCCAACCCACUUCCAUCACUUCCCCGCGGCUGCGCCCCCUUCCCGGGGGACGAGCCCUGGGCCGGGGCCGCCGGGGCGGAGAAGGGUCGGCCCGGGGCGGGGAGAAGCGUUUAUAUAGCUGCGAGGAAGAGUUGGGAGCUGCCGCCCGUCUGCGGGACACCAGAAGCCUGAGGCUUCCCGCGCUACCUCUCGUCCCUUCCACGGUCCCUGAGGUCCCCCUCGGUCACCCGUUCGGCGGCACUCGCCGCUUCGCUGCGGGCGGAGCGGUGCGCUGCGCUCUAUUCUGUGCGCUGCAAGGAGACGCGCCCGGGGCUUGGGAGGUGCAGGGCUGGGGGCAGCGUGGACAUUUCCCCGAGAUUUCAAGUUGUUGAUUUUUCAGGUUAUAAUAUGAAAAUGCUGCUGGUUUUUUUCCUCAUGAUAAUUUGUGCCCAUGUUUCUGUCAACCAACAUCCUGGCCCUGAGUAUGCCGACGUGGUGUUUCUGGUGGACAGCUCCGACCACCUGGGAAUUAAAUCCUUCCCAUGGGUGAAGAUGUUCAUCAACAAGAUGAUCAGCAGCCUCCCCAUAGAGGCCGACAAGUACCGCGUGGGCUUGGCCCAGUACAGCGACGGGCUCCAUAAUGAAUUCCAACUCAACACCUUCAAGAGCAAAGGCCCCAUGCUGAACCACCUCAAGAAGAACUUCGGGUUCCUGGGUGGCUCCCUGCGCAUUGGAAACGCACCGGAGGUUCACAGGACCUACUUCUCCAGUAGGAGGGACAGGAAACAGUAUCCCCCCAUCCUGGUGGUCAUGGCUUCCGCAGACUCCGAGGAUGCCGUGGAAGAGGCCGCUGAGGCCCUGCGCAAAGAUGGAGUGAGGAUUAUCUCUGUGGGGAUGCAGAGGGUGUCCGAGGAGACCCUGAAGGCCAUGGCCACGGGCCAGUUCCGCUACAACCUCCGAACAGUCAGAGACCUCAGCGCCUUCUCCCAAAACAUGACGCAGAUCCUCAAGGAAGCAAUUCAGUACAAGGAUGGAACAGUCAAUGACAUUCUUGUGGAAGUUUGCAAAGGUUCUUCUGUGGCUGAUGUUGUGUUCCUGUUGGAUGUAUCCAUCAAUGGCAGCUGGGAGGAUUUUGACUAUCUUAAAGAAUUCCUGGAAGAAAGUGUGUCUGCUCUGGACAUCAAGGAAAACUGCAUGAGGGUCAGCCUCGUGGCCUAUAGCAAUGAGACAAAGGUGCUUAACCCGCUGAGCAGGGGCAUAAACAAGUCGGAGAUUCUCCAGCACAUCCAGAGCCUCUCUCCCCGGACUGGGAAGGUCUACACCGGAGCUGCCUUGAGAAAGAUCAGGAAGGAUGUCUUCACUGCACAGAAUGGCAGUCGGAAGAAUCAGGGGGUGCCUCAGAUCGCCGUGCUGGUGACCCACAGCCCAUCAGCGGACAACGUGACCAAGGCUGCCGUGAACCUCCGGCGCCAAGGGGUGACCGUCUUCACCCUGGGCAUGGAGGGGGCCAGCGACACCCAGCUGGAGAAGAUCGCCUCUCACCCUGCCGAGCAGUACAUCUCCAAACUGAAAAGCUUCUCUGACCUGGCCGCCCACAACCAGACGUUUCUGAAGAAGCUGAGAAAACAGAUAACUCAUACUGUCUCUGUGCUAUCUGAAUGGACUGAAACCCUCAAAUCUGGUUGUGUGGACACUGAGGAAGCCGACAUCUACCUGCUCAUCGAUGGCUCUGGGAGCACCCAGGCCACAGACUUCCAGGAAAUGAAGACCUUCCUGUCAGAUGUUGUAGGAAUGUUCAACAUCGCUCCCCAGAAAGUGCGGGUCGGGGCUGUCCAGUAUGCCGACCGCUGGGACUUGGAAUUUGAGAUCAAUAAGUACACAAACAAGCACGACGUGGGAAAGGCCAUUGAGAAUAUCAGGCAGAUGGGCGGCAACACAAACACGGGUGCAGCCCUGAACUUCACCCUGGGGCUGCUGCAGAAAGCGAAGCAGCAGCGGGGAAACAGAGUCCCAUACCACCUGGUGGUCCUGACCAAUGGUGUGUCCCAGGACAGCGUCGUGGGGCCAGCAAACAGGCUAAGAGAGGAGCUGGUCCAUAUCUAUGCCAUUGGGGUCAAGGAGGCCAACCAAACACAGCUGCGUGAAAUCACAGGCGAAGAGAAGCGGGUGUACUACGUGCAUGACUUUGAUGCCUUGAAAGAUAUAAAAAACCAGGUUGUUCAAGAAAUCUGUGCUGAAGAAGCUUGCAAAGAGAUGAAGGCUGACAUCAUGUUUCUGGUGGACAGUUCUGGCAGUAUAGGACUUGAAAACUUCAUCAAAAUGAAGACAUUUAUGAAAAACCUGGUGAGCAAAUCUAAGAUUGGAGCAGAUCGGGUGCAGGUUGGCGUAGUCCAGUUCAGUGGUGACAGUAAGGAAGAGUUUCAGCUUGAUAGAUACAUGUCCCAGAGUGAGAUUGCAGAUGCGAUAGACAGAAUGGCUCACAUUGGACAAAAUACCUGCACCGGGAGUGCCUUGACCUUCGUGUCUCAGUACUUCAGCCCUGCCAAGGGGGCCCGGCCCAAUGUCAGGAAGUUCCUCAUCCUCAUCACAGACGGUGAAGCUCAGGAUGUAGUCAAGGACCCGGCAGAGGCACUUAGGCAAAAAGGCAUCAUUAUCUACUCCGUGGGGGUGUUUGGCUCCAAUGUCACCCAGCUCGAGGAGAUCAGCGGGAGACCUGAGAUGGUUUUUUAUGUUGAAAAUUUUGACAUUCUGCAGCACAUUGAAGAUGAUCUUGUUUUUGGGAUCUGCAGCCCCCGUGAAGAAUGCAAGCGCAUUGAAGUUUUAGAUGUCGUGUUUGUAAUUGACAGCUCUGGCAGCAUUGACCAUGAUGAGUAUAAUAUCAUGAAGGACUUUAUGAUUGGCUUGGUGAAAAAAGCUGAUGUAGGCAAGAAUCAGGUCCGGUUCGGGGCUCUGAAGUAUGCCAAAAACCCGGAGGUUCUGUUUUAUCUGGAUAGACUUGGCACAAAAUGGGAGGUGAUCUCCGAGCUCCAGAAUGACCAGCCCAUUGGAGGCGACACUUACACGGCCAAGGCCCUGGACUUCUCAGACCACAUGUUCACUGAAGAUAGGGGCAGCCGCCUGCACCAAGGGGUCCCCCAGGUCCUCAUAGUGAUCACUGAUGGGAAAUCCCAUGAUGCUGAUGAGCUCAAUGCCACUGCCAAGGCUUUGCGGGACAAGGGCAUUCUCGUCUUGGCCGUGGGGAUUGAAGGUGCCAAUGUUGAGGAGCUGCUGGCCAUGGCAGGAUCCAGCGACAAGUACUUCUUUGUGGAAACCUUUGGAGGCCUGAAAGGGAUAUUUUCAGAUGUGUCCACCAGUGUGUGUAACUCUUCCAAAGUAGAUUGUGAAAUUGAAAAGGUCGAUCUCGUGUUCCUCCUGGAUGGUUCAAACAGCAUCCAUCCAGAAGACUUCAAGAAGAUGAAGAAUUUCUUGGCGUCUGUCGUUCAAGACUUCGAUGUCAGUGUCAACAGAGUGCAGAUAGGAGCUGCACAGUUCAGUCACACCUACCGGCCAGAGUUUCCCCUGGGAAUGUUCACUGGCAAAAAGGAGAUCUCAUUUCAGAUUGAGAACAUCCAGCAAAUCUUCGGAUACACGCACAUUGGUGAAGCGCUCCGGCAGGUGGGGCACUACUUCCGGCCAGACACGGGCAGCAGGAUCAAUGCAGGGACCCCACAGGUGCUGCUGGUCCUCACGGACGGCAAGUCCCAAGACGAGGUGGCGCAGGCCGCCGAAGAGCUGAGACACAAAGGUAUCGAUAUUUACUCCGUGGGCAUUGGAGAUGUGGACGACCAACAGCUCGUUCAGAUCACCGGCACCGCGGAUAAAAAACUGACCGUGCACAGCUUUGACGAACUGAGGAAGGUCAAGAAGAGGAUCGUUCGCAACAUUUGUACCUCAGGGGGCGACAGCAAUUGCUUUGUGGACAUUGUGGUGGGAUUUGACAUCUCAACUCAGCAAAAUGGACAGACUUUGCUCGAAGGUCAGUCUUGGAUGGAAACUUAUCUUCAAGACAUCUUACGUGCCAUUAGCUCCCUCAGUGGGGUAAGCUGUGAGGUGGGCACAGAGACUCAGGUUAGUGUGGCUUUUCAAGUGACCAAUGCCAUAGAAAAAUAUUCCCCAAAGUUUGAGAUCUACAGUGAAAACAUACUGAAAAACUUGAAGGAUAUAACAGUUAAAGGACCAUCUCUUCUCAACGCAAAUCUCUUGAGUUCUCUAUGGGAUGCAUUUCAGAAUAAAUCUGCUGCUCGAGGAAAGGUGGCUCUCUUAUUUUCAGAUGGAUUGGAUGAUGAUGUUGAAAAACUUGAACAAAAAUCUGAAGAACUUAGAAAAGAAGGUUUGAAUGCCCUCAUCACUGUUGCUCUGGAUGGAGCCACUGAUUCCAGUGACCUGGCUGAUCUUCUCUACAUUGAAUUUGGGAAAGGAUUUGAGUAUAGGACCCAGUUCACUCUUGGAAUGAGGGACCUAGGCAGCCGACUGUCAAGGCAGCUGGUCAAUGUUGCAGAAAGGACAUGCUGCUGUUUAUUCUGCAAGUGCGUCGGAGAAGAUGGCACAAUGGGAGAACCUGGACCAGCAGGGAAAAAGGGACCCCCAGGUUUUAAAGGCAGCGACGGCUACCUGGGAGAGGAGGGCAUUGCUGGGGAAAGAGGAGCCACUGGACCAGUGGGAGAGCAAGGUACUAAGGGAUGCUAUGGCGCCAAAGGUCCUAAGGGAAGCAGGGGACUGAAUGGACAGGAGGGAGAAGUUGGGGAAAGCGGAAUUGAUGGGUUAAAUGGAGAGCAGGGUGACGGUGGUUUUCCCGGGGUAAAAGGAGAAAAAGGCGAUGAAGGAGCCCAGGGAAUCCCGGGGAAAAGAGGGAUUUCUGGUGACCAUGGACCAAAGGGCCUACGAGGAGACCCUGGAGUUCCUGGAUUUGACAAUAGCAUAGAAGGACCCAAGGGCUUGAAAGGAGAACAGGGAAGACAGGGAAGAAGAGGCUGGCCAGGCCCCCCUGGAAUGCCAGGCACCAGGAGAAAGACAGCAGCUCAUGGCCGGAGGGGACAUACAGGCCCACAGGGGGAAAUAGGCAUCCCAGGCCCAGAUGGACUUGCAGGCUCACUGGGACUGAAGGGCCCUCAGGGCCCAAGAGGAGAGGCUGGUGCAAAAGGAGAAAAAGGAAGUCUGGGCAGUAAAGGUCCCCAGGGGCUUCCAGGACCAGCAGGAGAGGCAGGGAUUCAAGGCCGUUUGGGAAGCCAAGGAAAUAAAGGAGAACCUGGCCUUCUGGGAGAAAAGGGAGCCAUUGGUCUUCCAGGUCCUCGAGGCUUGACGGGUGAUGAUGGCAACCCAGGUUAUGGUGGCAUCGGAAAUAAAGGAGCAAAGGGCCAAGAGGGAUUCCCUGGAGAAAUUGGACUUAAGGGUGAGAUUGGGGACCCUGGGAGUCCAGGAGAAACUGGACCCAAGGGAGCUACAGGCAAGACGGUGUCUGCUGGGCUUCCAGGAGAGCCAGGAUCCCCAGGGGAGCUGGGACCUCCUGGACGCAAGGGCGUGAAAGGGGCCAAAGGGUUGGCUUCAUUCUCCACAUGCGAGCUGAUUCAGUAUGUGCAGGAUCACAGUCCUGGAAGACGUGGAGAACCGCGGUGCCCAGCACAUCCCACUGAGCUGGUGUUUAUGCUGGACCAGUCCCGGGGUGUCACGGAGCCGGAGUUCCUACGGAUGAAGGAGAUGAUGUUAUCCCUGCUGCGUGGCCUCCGGGUCCGGGAGAACCACUGCCCCGCGGGUGCGCGCGUGGCUGUGCUCUCCUAUGACUCCCACGCCAGGCUCCUCAUCCGCUUCUCCGAUGCCUACAAGAAGGACCGACUCCUCAGGGAGAUCGAGGCCCUCCCUUACGAGCGGUCCUUGGCUGCCAGGGACAUCGGCAAGGCCAUGAGGUUUGUCUCCAGGAACGUCUUCAAGCGGAUGCUCCCAGGGGCUCACACCAGGAGAAUCGCCACGUUCUUCAGCAGCGGCCAGUCCAAUGACGAGACCAUCACCUCAGCCGCCUUGGAGUUCAGCGCUCUGGACAUCAUCCCGGUGGUGAUCGCCUUCACCAACGUGCCCUCCGUCCGGCGCUCAUUUGCGAUUGACGACACUGGCACUUUCCAAGUCAUCACAGUUCCAUCCGGGACUGACUACACACCAGCCCUAGAGGGACUCCAACGGUGCACUUUUUGCUAUGAUGUGUGCAAGCCGGAUGCUUCCUGCGAUCAAGCCAGACCACCCCCUGUGCAAUCUUACAUGGAUGCUGCGUUCCUUCUGGAUGGCUCCCGGCACAUGGGAGGGGCAGAAUUUGAAGACAUCAGAGGCUUCCUGGGAGCCCUGUUAGAUCACUUCGACAUCACCCCAGAGCCCGAGACCUCUGUCACUGGAGACCGGGUGGCCCUCUUAAUCCACGCUCCCCCCAACUUCCUGCCCAACACUCAGAGGAGUCCCGUUAAAACUGAGUUCAAUCUCACCACCUACAGGAGUAAACGCCUCAUGAAGAGGCAUGUGGAAGAGUCAGUUCAGCAACUCAGUGGAGAAGCUUUUAUUGGUCAUGCCUUACAGUGGACUCUAGACAAUAUCUUCUUCAGGACACCCAACCCAAGAAGAAACAAAGUCAUUUUUGUGAUAUCUGCUGGGGAAACCAGUCACUUAGACCAGGAAAUCCUAAAGAAAGAAUCCUUGCGAGCCAAGUGUCAAGGUUAUGCCCUGUUUGUGUUUUCCCUUGGCCCUUCUUGGAAUGACCAGGAACUUGAAGACCUAGCCAGCUACCCUUUGGAUCACCACUUGGUUCAGCUUGGCCGCAUUCAUAGGCCUGACCACAGAUAUGGCGUGAAGUUUAUGAAGGCUUUUAUAAGCUCAGUCAGACGUGCAAUCAAUAAAUAUCCACCAAUAAAUAUCAAAGCUAAAUGCAACAGACUCAGCUCUACAAAUCCACAGCAGCCCCCAAGGCAAUUGAGAAGUUUUGUUCCUGGACCACAUAGAGCUACCCUCAAAGAAGAUGCAUUACAGAAGGUAAAAUUCUUUCAACGAAGAAACUAUCUUUCAAGAGUAGCAAGAGGCAGCAGAGAUAAUACUGUUCAGCAUUUUACCAGAAACAUACCCUCUAUCUUUAGAAACGGAAAAAGGGUGAUAGAAACUGCUCCCAAAUAUGAUGAAAGAAGCACUCCAAGAGUUUAGCCUCAAGAAGCCUGUCAAGACUCUGGGCUUAAAUAAAUUCAUGGCCACAAUGAUGGGGAGCUUUUACCUGGAGAUCUGCCUGCAUCUGGAGGUCCACUCUUGAGGGCUGAACAUGCCACAGGUGGCGGGUCAUCAGGCAACUUGACCCCUUUGCAGUCACUGCUAUUAAGAUAUAUCUUGUCCAUUUAUUUGAACCUUCCUGAUAAUUCUAGCACUCUGAGACUGGUGUGGUUAAGAUCUGUUCUUAUUAGAAGACAGAAGACUUUUAAAAGGAGUAUUUUGAAAAGUCUAAUGGAGAUAAAAUUUGAAGGUAAACAUUACAGUGUGUAUACACAUGUGUACAUGGGCCAGUGCUCAUGCUUUUGAACUGUCCAGUCCACUCUCUGAAAACCAAGCCUUCUUUCUCAGCUUGGGACUGUUUAAUGCUUAUCUGUUUCACUGAAGGUUAAUGUUUUGGGAGAUGUCAACAUGAACCCUAAGAAUGGGUGCCAUUUGCAUGUCAUAACUUUGAAAAUUUGAACUUCCAUGGUGAUUCCAUUUAAACCCAUCACUGUCUUCUCUGCCUAGAUCAACUGAACAUGCAGUUGGCUUAUGCAGGAAGCUUUCCUCCACCUUCUGCAGUUGUUUGUUUAGACAGGUGAGAACCAGAGGGUAGUUUUCCCCAGCCCCAAAUCCUCCUUAACUCACUGAGAAACUCAUUAAUUUCCCUAGAACAUAAAUUAUGUGGAGCCUCUGGCCUGGCCAUUUUGAUAGUCUUUUAUUCUUCCUUUCCCAUUAUUGACAUUUUUUAAACUAAUCAAUGUAUUCCUUAGACAAGAAUAGUAAAGACACAACUUGUUGUGGGUGAGACUCUGAGUUACCCAUUGGGUAGCUCUUUAGUCAAGAGUGAAGAGCACCAAACAGGAUGAGCAGAGCUCUAAAAAGAGCUUAAAUGCACAGUGUGUUUGGAAAAUAAAAGGGUUCAUGUUUUAAUCUACAAAUCCUUAUGGGGUUACAGAGAUGAAAAAGCAAUCAGAGUUACAGCAGGAAAGGUCUUCAAAGUGCAUAUCCAGUGGCUUCUUCCUCACUCCUAUCCAGAUCAUAUAAACAAUUUUUAAUCUUAUGAUAGAGCUGAUAUCAUCUACAACUAAACGCCAAAGUAGCAUUACUUAAUUUAGACGCAAUGUCUGGACCUGACCUCUAGCCGCACAGACAACCACUCCCUCCCAGAGGGAGGCCCCCCCAUGUGGAUUCGUGAGGUACAUGGUUCCUGACACCAAAGACCAGUAGGUAUCAUCUGACUUUCUUCUCUAUACCUCUCUUCAUAAAACUUGGGAACGAAGGUCCAUCUGCAAUGGUUCUUUAAUUACUUCUGCCAUCAUUACCCAGGCAGCUCCACAGAAAUAGUUCCCAAUGUCUUCAGAGAGCAAGGUGUCAAAUGUCAGAGACAGGCUCAGUUAAGAGAGGAGAAUAAACCAUAUGGGCUUUCUUCAUGCAUCCUAAGUGGUGUUUAGGGGUUUAGAAAAAAUCUGUUUCAAGCCCAAGAAAUUGAUAAGCAGUCUUUGAGGUAUUUUAAUAAAAAGGAUUUUUCUAGUUAACUUUGGAUUAAACAAAAAUUCCUCUGUUAA
Sus scrofa (pig) is the source of this 8862-nucleotide messenger RNA. It is a transcript of the gene COL6A6, whose product is annotated as collagen type VI alpha 6 chain. Lineage: Eukaryota; Metazoa; Chordata; Mammalia; Artiodactyla; Suidae. The record is from RefSeq and is a predicted model, not a curated record. Gene Ontology annotation, molecular function: extracellular matrix structural constituent conferring tensile strength.